Messenger RNA from Varroa destructor (honeybee mite), 7225 nucleotides. RefSeq lists its product as uncharacterized. NCBI's taxonomy places the organism in Eukaryota, Metazoa, Arthropoda, Arachnida, Mesostigmata, Varroidae. The record is from RefSeq and is a predicted model, not a curated record.
CGUGCUUCCGGACCACGCUGCCUGUGGACGGAUGGACAGACAGGCCGACGUUGUGGAGAAGCUUUUUAACGAGACGGCUCUGCAGAGACCCGCAACCUGAAUCAAAGCUAAGAACGUAACAUGAAGUAAAACGAAACAAAUAUAUUGCCUUAAAACUAGGUGCAAUUCCACUUAUGCUUGUGUAUAUAGCAUGAUCAUAGUUACCACUAAUUCAUCGCUGCUGGGAAACUACUAUCGGCGUUGCUUCGUAUAUGUGAAAUAUAAUUUGAAUUUCGAAUAGGAAAAAAGGUUAUGGAUAUUUACGAUCAGCGAAAAUCACAGCUAAGAUAGUGAAACGUGCAAUAAGCAAAAUACGAUAAGUCCAAUGGGCUAAUCUCAACCAACAGAUAAAUCGUCAACAAAAGCCAAUCAUAACGAGCGGAGAAAGAAAUAAAUAACGAAGAAAAUAUAAUAGUUACGUAAAUCGUUAAGUAACGAACGCACUGUCGAACAACGAACAAACAUCGGAUGCGUCCACGGUUUCGUACCGUAAAGCGUUCGGUGUCAUCAAUACGCGAUUCGAUACCGGAUACCCCAGUGGCAUCGCGCUUGGAUCGUGCUAGUACGUGAGUGAGGGUGUUGGCUUCUGUUGUAUCUGUGUGCAUUUUCUAUGCUGUUCUUCAGUCUUCUUCCUCUGUAUUAAUUCUAUUAGUGGGUUUGAAUAAAUGCAUCGGUCCGCUUGUGUAUCUUCGAAGGAGAGAAUCCGUCUGUGCACUAAAUCUCGCUUCGUAAAACAGAGGAUUAUCGUAAUCGUGUGCAGGAUCAUCACGUCGAAUUGGUUCGUCCACGCCGCAGCAACAAUAGCGAUUAGUGCAGUUUCUGUAGUACCUGUUCACAUCUAAAAUUGCAAUAGGAACCUCAUAGAGUGCGUGCUGGCUAGACCACUACUGUUACGGUAGGUAACCGUUACGGAUAGGGCAGAAACUCACAGUAAGCAACAUUUUCGCUCUGUGAGAAUACUGCAGCCCCAAGUGAACCAAGACACAUCUGCUGCUAAUACAACUAUUGUACUGCAGUAUCUCAUGGUUGGCUAUAUUACGGGCCGUAGUCUGUCCCAUAUAGCUGAGGUGCUGUUUGCGGCGUUUGCUAGUUAAAGAAUGUCACGAAUUGGAAUUUUUUAUUCAUACUCCUCAUCAUUACUGUAGGGAAUAGUUACGAACCGUUCAUUUCCCUAUCGUCUGCCAAACUGACUGCUCAGCAAGCGUCUAGAUAGAUGAUCGCCCUUUCAUGAAACGCUACGCUAAAGCCUAUCAUAGCAGCAUGGUACAGGCGAGAUGAGCACGUUCGACAUGCUAGUCAUUGUCGCCGCAGGCGGCUGCGCAGUCGUCAAGGACCUAGCAGUCGAAAGCUGGCAGUGGAACUGCAGCCGUAAGUGAGGCAAGGUGCAGCUGUAUGCCUGCAGCUGUCCUUUUUACGCCUAUCUCCUGUCUGCCCUCGAUGACUCGUUGGGUAAACGACGGAAUCCUGUUGCGUGCCAUCCUUUUGGCGGCGACAAGUUGUCUACCACAUGGUUUUGUGCAGGCGACACGAGAAGGCACAGGUGGAGGUGCCGGUGUGGGCGCUCACAACGGGGCAAAAUUGCCCCUUCGCACCGAGGCAUGGGAGCGUCAAGAGCCGAGAGGAUCGUUGCUAAGGUCUGGUCACCGGAGCAGGACGCAUCAUGGCGUACAGACAUCGUUGUAUCAUCGGCUGCCAAUCGAAGUGCCAAUUGAAGUGCUUCAUUCAGUGCAUUCCCACCCACCACUUGUUAACGAGUUGGAUACGAUUCACUUCGGCGAUGAAAAUAGUCAAAGUGAACUGUUUGAUGAGAUGAUCGCUGUACCCCCGGAACAGACGCCAGCUGACCCGGAAAAGCCAUUUGCGUCGAUCGUCUACACGGCCGUUGUUCGCGGUCGUGUCGCUCUGCCCUGCAACAUUAUCCCGCCUAAUCGCGACGACGAGGUCGCCCUUGUUCUCUGGUAUAAGGAUAACAUACCAGCGCCAAUCUUCACUAUCGAUGCAAGGGAAACCCGCGAGUUGGAGUCGGCUCGGCAGACGGCCAUCGAAGAUUUGACUAAACGAGCUGUCUUCAAUAUGGCUAAUAAGCCUGCGUUCCUCCAACUCGAUCCUGUAACAGAAGCAGAUGGUGGUGAAUAUCGAUGUCGAGUAGAUUUCAAGCGGGCGCGCUCGAUUAACACCGUUAUUAAUCUUCGAGUUAUCGUGCCCCCGGGUGAGCCCAUCAUCGUUACAGAGGAAGGCAAACCACUUCGGGGUCUGAUUGGCCCGUUUAACGAAGGCGACCCGCUAACACUGGCGUGCCGAGCUGACAUCGGCAAGCCGCGUCCAACUCUUAAGUGGCUCCAGGAGGGAAGUGUGAUUGAUGAUUCGUUUUCAUUUGAUCACGUAGAAGAACGCAACAAUAUUGUGCGUAACUCGCUCGAGAUACCAAAACUUACUCGGGCCCAUCUCCUUGCAGUGCUUUCGUGUCAAGCGGCCAACAACAAUAUUACGGCGCCGUCGCAAACAUCCGUUACACUCGACAUCAAUCUAAAACCCCUUGAUAUUAACAUUCAGCCACCCGAGAAGACGUUAUCAGCUGGUAACACAGUGGAAUUAGUUUGCACGUCGAGCGGCUCGCGACCCCCCGCAGUUCUUUCGUGGUGGAAAGGUGAUGAACAAGUAAAGGCCACCAAGGAGGACUUUGCCAAAGGAGGCUUGAGCACGAGCACGUCCGUCUUUGUUCUUGUCCCGAAGGCGGAUGAUGACGGCAAAAUGAUCGCGUGCCGCGCGGACAAUCCGGCCAUCAGCGGGAGUGCUCUAGAGCGCAGCUGGACCCUCGACGUUCAUUACAAACCCCGUAUUAGCCUAGUUUUAGGCGCCAACCUAAGGGAAAGCGAUAUUCAGGAAGGUCGAGAUGUCUACCUCGAGUGCAAAAUCAGAGCAAACCCUCGUGCUUCUGAGGUUACCUGGGAACUCGAAGGAACCGAAUUGCAAACAGAUAAGAACAAGGGUAUCAUUGUGAGCAGUUCAUCGUUGGUCCUUCAGUCGAUACAGAGAUUUCAGAGAGGAUGGUAUACAUGUUCUGCCAGUAACCGGGAAGGCGCUACAAUAAGUAACCGGCUUCAACUAAAAGUUAAAUACGCACCCCGAUGUCGCGAGCAGCAGCGCAGGGUUUACGGUGUCGAUCUGCAUGAGACGACACAGAUCCGAUGUGAUCUAGAUGCUGACCCUGAUUCGGAGAUCGAAUACACCUGGGCGUUCAACAACUCGCAAGGAAAACGGGCCGAAUUAAACCCACUGAACUCGACGCCACACCGAUCAUCGAGGUCGAUCCUCAACUACAAACCUAUCACGGAACAGGACUACGGUGAGUUGCUAUGCUACGGAAGUAAUGCGGUGGGUCAUCAACUUGUGCCAUGCGUCUAUCACAUUGUGGCUGCCGGCAGUCCUGAUCCGCCGGAGAACUGUACACAGGUUAACGCAACGGAAAACGGCUUCACGGUCGAGUGUGUCUGGCCGGAUACGGCAUGGAAUGGUGGCGUCACUUUAGCUCAGCUUUCGUUUCUUGCCGAAGUUAUCAACGAAGACACACAUGUACACGUGUUUAAUGUAACUACAGAACCUGGUUUACUACCGCCCACGAUCGUCAUCCGGGACUUGGAGAUGGCUGAAAACAAUCAGGCCGGUUUUCGGGUGCAGAUCUAUGCGCGAAAUCAUAAGGGCCAUCGAAGCAAUCCUGUCGUGAUGAUAGCUCAUGUGCUGAAUGCCUCGAAGUAUCAAACGCAUCCUCCAGGUCGUCUUGGUCUCGUAGUAAUACGGCCAGUUAUAGGAGUCGCACUCGGUCUCGUUUUCACUGCGGUUUUUGUCGGCCUCGUAGGAUUCACCGUGAUUAAAUGCAAACGCUACCAAGAAGAACAUAAAGUUUCCACACAGCAACAACAACAGGAUCAACAUAAGGACAAUACUAAAAAAAAGUCGGUGACGCAGCUCAAAGCCGAUGCAAGCUCCGUUGGGGGUCUCGGCCCCUUGGGAAACGCUGGUGACCUAAAUUGUUCGGAUUCGCUGUUUGACCUCAACCGCGCACCAGACAUCAUCCAACAACAGCCGGCCAAUACAGGACAUCGAGGCCUGGCCGGCGACACGAUGGACUUGAAGCAGCUCGGCAAGAUAAAAAGCGCUGAGCAUCCUCGUCAAGUCAUCUCUACGAACAGUCCAGAUUUUACAACUCAUGAGGAUGGCGAAUGUGGCUUAUUCUACACUACCUCGACGGGAGGUCUCAUAGGGGGUGGCGUGAAAAGAGGGGCAGCUAGUGCUCAUUCCACGGAGCUAUCCCUCACCGAUCCAGUCGUUAGUCCGGGGUACGGAGGAUUCUCAGUUGGUGGAGCUGGGGACCUGAGUCACGAGUCCGCCGCCGAACUGCUUGCAGAUACCUGUGGUACUUUACGAAGAAGCGGCAAUGGAACCAGCCACAACCAGCAUAGCAACAAUACCAGCAGUAGAGCCCACAGGAUCCCACAGUCCGCGGUUGAUCUCUACGCCACACUCCGAACUCAACAGCGUUCUCAGCGUAAGCCUGGCUUGCUGCAACUCAGCAAUGUUGAGGAGAUCUGUAGUUUGACCAAUGGCAGCUUGGGGGGAGCUCCACGUUUACUCCCUGGCGGCGGCGGCGGCGGCGGCUUUGGCGGAGUAGGGCAUGGCGUGCACAGUGACCCGCCGCCUCCACCAUCGAAUUCGAGUCUACUCGAUCAACAUUUUCGGCACGUGAAAACAGGCCUCACCAGCGGUGCGAUAGUUAGUCCUACUUCGCAUAGCCGUCAGAUUUCUUCUUAUCAACAGCAGCAAACACAGCCGCAUCCGGAGCAACAUCAACAGCAACUCCAUCAUCAUUCGACAUUGAUAAGCGCGCCGCCCUCAAGCGGGGCUCAAGCGAAGUCAACACCCGGGUCUAUGUCCAGCGUACCCGGAAUGACGUCCAUGAUUUCACCGAUGAUCUCGCCGUCCUCUGUUGGAAUCGGUGUUGGCCUCAAUGGUGGCAUCAACAGUAGUAACUCAACAGUUAGCUCCGUUACUCUGGCGUUAUCGUCCACGACAUCGGGAACGGAUGUGGUCCCCCCACUGUCCCAGCAACAACCUGGGGAUGAAAUUUCAUUUUUAAGCACGCUGCAAAAACGCAAGCGGGUGGCACAACAACAGCAUCAAUCGAAUAACCAGACAUCGACAUCAUUGUUACAGCUGCAAGAGGAUAACGCCGUCUCGGCGACGGCGGCGGCGGCGGCAGCAGCAGCAGCGGCAGCUGUUGGAACGGUAGGAACUUACAACUCCUCGCGGGAAAGUUGUGUGUGAUUAACAAAUUCUCUUUUCGUGAGUUGGUGCGUGUGUGAAUGCGUGUAUGGUUGUGUGUUUGCGUGCGCGUGUGUGUGUGUGUGUGUAUUGUAAAAUAAAAAGUGAAUCGGAUGAGGAUGUAAACUAUGCUGAAGAACGCGAUCACGCUUAAGGGGAAAAAGUGGAUAGUGAAAAAAAUUUAUAAAAUUAAAUCUAUCUAGCAAACGUCGAGGAAUACAAAGGACGAUGUAAAGGCGUUGAGAUCGAAGCAGUUACAAAUCGAAAAUCAGCAGGUGAAUAGUGAUGAAGAAACUGAAAAUGAUGAGAAAAUUAAAUUGAAGCAGAGUGGUAUGUAUAAGGUAGGCACCCGAAUUGAGCUAAGGGUGAGUAUAUAGUUUUGCGGAAAUGAAGCUCGAUUAGGCAAAUAUAGAAUAAAGCAAGAGAAAAAUGGAUACGACGCGAAGGCUAACAGUUGAAACGAUGGUGGAACAAGAGGCAAGGUGGUAGUCAAAGCAAGUCAAAUUCAACAGAAAAAGACGGAAAGGCAAGCGAUUAUUUUCAUUUUUUUGAGAAAUUUUUAAUAACAGACGAGAGUCAAAAGCGAAUCGUGUGUCAAAAUCACCCGACAACUGUGCAUAAACCAACAGUAUAAUUAACUUAGGUAUGCAUGAAAAUUUGGGCCGCCAUAUUUCGUCGAGUAUGCUUGCUAAUAUAUAUUAAUUGGUAUAAUAAUAUAAUUAUAAUUAAGACACGACUAAAAGGAUGAUGCUAAUCAAUAGUAACAUAUUAGCUCACAAAUUCGGUAAGACUUCUUCCCGGUCAGAUAUGUAUUGAAAUCGCAGUAUUAAAUAAAAUUGAAUAUUACGUAGAAGUCACUAACAACUAUGCGACAUAACAAAUGCCGACAAGAGCGUAUGCACACUAUUGCUAGAUAAGAAAAAAUUCCUAUCUAAAAUAAAUCGUUUUUUCAAAAUUACUGGGCCAUCGACGGAAAUGAAAAGUAUAACACGACACAGACAGCCAGGUACGUAGAGGUCUACAGCAAUUGCUAAUGUAAUAAGUGCAUGAAAAUCCAGGAAAAAGUACAUAGCAGACGAACACCGAAGCGAUAAAGGAUUUACUCUUGCGAAUCUGCGCGUAGAAUGGCGGGACGGAAAGGGAAUAAUCCAGCCGAGAGCUGGCAAAUGGAAUGUCGUAAUCCGUGUGAGUACUAAGGUAGCUUAGAAUAGGUAAAGAGAAAUGAUAGACCCGAUAUACUGAGGCGUGCUGAGCGUGUAUCCUGUAUGCAGGGUUCAUGCUUCACCUUGGAGGAGAGCACAACAAAGAAAUGGACUAGAGUAAAAUUAAUGUGUACAUAUAAUCAGAAUAUAUUGUAUCUUCUUGCGAUAAUGUGUAUAAUUGUAUUUUGAAAACUCUUUGUAUAAAAAAAAAACGAAAAAGAAAAAAAAAGCAAAAUUGGCGGCAAAAAAAAUUUAAAAAGAUGAGAGAGGAACAGAGGGAAGACAAAAAAAAGAAUGCAAAAUAGCAAAGGCGGAAAUGGUGACAAAAUCUAGACUGAUAAAGAUGACUGUGUUGAGAAGCUGUAUGCGAAAAAAUUGAUUAGAAGCGCGCACUGUUAAACAGGUCAGAUAAUGGUGUUUGGCCAAAUCAUGGAUGGAGUGGAAGUUGUCGGAUAGACAACUCAAGGACAAGAGAAAUUGAGCACUUGGCCUGAAAGACAACGCUAGUGACACAAAUAACAUAAACAUAAAUCAACAUGACACGAAAUAAAAUACGGAAAUAGAUUGUAGCCGUGUGUUAAUUAUGUUUUUCUAUUCUUCAUUGAAUUAAAUACGAUCACAAUCGAUUAAAGUGAAGUCGAAUCGAACGGAAUUAAUAAAAUGGU